This is a messenger RNA of Nelumbo nucifera (sacred lotus), 2137 nucleotides long. RefSeq names its product plastidal glycolate/glycerate translocator 1, chloroplastic. Lineage: Eukaryota; Viridiplantae; Streptophyta; Magnoliopsida; Proteales; Nelumbonaceae. The record is from RefSeq and is a predicted model, not a curated record.
AUGAAACCUGAUCUUUAUUCAAACGGCAUUUUAAUCCACAAAAUAUUUCGAACCCAGAAAUGGUUUAUGUUUCGAGAGCAAGCGUAGAUCAGCCUCUCCAUCUCUUUCCAUGGCGGCUGCUUCCUUCAAUUCCCGGCUGUUACUUCUUUCAUGUCCCAAUUACUCAACUGGGUUCCAUGGACGACCCAGAAUCUCAGUGGCCAAACUUGACAAGACUGCGAUGAAGACAUCAUCAGUUGCUUUCAGUAUCAACCCAGCCUCACAUAAAUGGCCCCAAAAAGGGAGAAUCCUGCUCCCAAGUAAAGCCAUAGGCGCUGGUUCUAGGUUCUUGCAAGUGAGCCAGAAUGAGUUCAGAACUCAUCGUCAAAUGCUCAAGAAACCCAUGGGUGCGAAUGGCGAGACUCUUUCUGUUGGAUUUCAAAGCGUUUUUGGGGUUUUGCAUCUCGCCAUUUCACUGGGGAUCAUCGUAGCGAUGGAUAAAUUCUUGAAACGGGCCUUUGUAGCCGCUGCCAUUAAGUUCCCAAGUGCCCUUUUUGGGAUGUUUUGUGUGUUCUCCAUUCUGAUGAUUCUUGAUUCUGUUGCUCCUUCUGCUGCGAUGGGUUUGAUGAAGUUCUUCGAGCCGGCAAAUCUGUUUAUUCAGAGAUGGCUCCCGCUGUUUUACGUUCCAUCUUUGGUGGUUUUACCUCUGGCUGUGAAGGAUAUCCCUGCUGCUUCAGGGAUUAAGAUCUUUUUCAUCCUGGUUGGGGGUUGGCUGGCUUCACUUUCUGUUGCAGGUUACACAGCUAUAGCUGUAAGGAAGAUUGUAAAGACAGAAAUGGUAGCUGCAGAGCCUAUGGCAAAACCUUCUCCAUUCUCACGAAUUGAAGUUUUGGCAUGGACAGGGAUUUUUGUUUCAUCAUUUGCUACAGCAUUGCUAUAUCCAACAGCACUUGGAACAAAUGCAAGAACUUGCCUUCCUUUCUUACUUGCAGCUACCGUGCUAGGUUACAUGGUUGGCUCUGGGUUGCCAUCUGAUGUCAAGAAGGUCUUCCAUCCAAUUAUAUGUUGUGCACUAUCUGCAGAUCUUGCUGCAUUUGCUUUUGGGUAUUUGUCCCAGUCUGGACUGGAUGCUGUUCUAGGAUACUACCUCACAAAAGUAUCAUCUAAUCCUGGAGCUGGUGACAUUCUAAUGGGAUUUUUGGGAUCUGUAAUUAUUUCUUUUGCUUUUUCAAUGUUCAAACAAAGAAAGCUUGUCAAGAGGCAUGCGACAGAGAUUUUCUCAUCUGUGAUCAUAUCAACAAUAUUCUCAUUGUAUUCAACUGCUCUCAUAGGGCGUCUUGUCGGGUUGGAACCUUCUCUGACUGUAUCUAUUUUACCCAGAUGUAUAACCGUGGCAUUAGCUCUCAGUAUUGUAUCCUUUUUUGAAGGUGUCAAUGCAUCUCUAACAGCUGCUGUAGUUGUAUUAACGGGUCUGAUAGGAGCAAAUUUUGUGCAAGCAAUGCUUGAUAAACUUCGCUUGAGUGAUCCUAUUGCUCGUGGAAUAGCAACUGCCUCUAGUGCUCAUGGAUUGGGAACAGCAGCAUUAUCAGCAAAGGAACCUGAAGCUCUCCCAUUUUGUGCCAUCGCCUAUGCGCUCACUGGUAUAUUUGGCUCAUUGAUUUGCUCAGUACCAGCAGUAAGGCAGAGCUUGCUUUUUAUUGUUGGGUGAAACUACCUGCCACUAAUCUGUGAUCAUGUAUGGGUAGUGGUAUCAUUACACACAUCUCUUGGAGUAAUUUUUCAGCUUUGCAGAAAAGAUUAUAUUAGUGAAAUGGUCUGGAAAAUACAGCCCAUCAGCAUCAAGAGCAUCAGUCUUUUGCAGUAUGGCGUCCAUAAGCUCAGAUUUUUAGAUCCAGUCAUUCACAAGGAGACUAUUGGAUCCAUGAGAGAAUAUAAAAUAAAGAAUUAAAUUUUAAGGCUUUCACCUCAUAGAUUCAUAUUUUCCCUUAGAUCUCUUUCCCAUAUGCCUUAUUCUAUGCUUCAGAAAUUCAAUCAUAAUAUGCAGGAGGAUCCUAGUAGGGACACUAAUCUCUUGGCUUUAAAUUCCACUUCAGUUGUAGUGUUACUGUCAAAUUAUUGUGAAUCUCUCAUAGAAGCUAGUAAAUUGGAAUUUCCUUAA